Messenger RNA from Prorocentrum cordatum, 510 nucleotides. The record is from the annotation of a GenBank genome assembly. Lineage: Eukaryota; Dinophyceae; Prorocentrales; Prorocentraceae.
CACCCCGGCGCCGCCCCCGCCCCGCGGCGCCCCGAGCGGGCGCCCGCGCGGGCGCUCGGCGGGCCCCCCCCCGCGCGCCAUGGUCUCGAGACGCGCCAGUGGGCGUCCCUCUUCGAGGGCCUGGCCUGUUGGAUGAGCAUCGGCCAGAUCGGCGACGGGCAGAAGGACGGCGAGGCCGUCGUCGUACUGCAGCGCGGCGUGUACAAGGGCCAGCUGGUCGGGGGCGAGGCCCACGGCCAGGGCACCUUCGAGGCCGCCGAGGGCGACGUGUACCAGGGGCAGUGGAAGAACAACCAGGCCGACGGGCAGGGGCAGUACACUGGACGGGACGGCAGGACGUACGACGGCCAGUGGUCCCACGACACGCAGCACGGCCAAGGUGUGGAGACCUGGGCGGACGGCAUAACGUACCGCGGGCAGUUCGACGGGGGCCAGAAGCACGGGAACGGGAAGUUCACCUGGAAGGACGGGUCCUCGUACGAGGGCCAGUUCCAGAACAACAACAUCUGA